CGCCUCCGUUAGAACGGCUCCUGGUGCUGGAGGAUCCUUUUGCGCACGCGCACAGCCUCCGACCAGCUAUUUCCGCUAGCGGGUUCCAUCCUCUACCGAGCGCGCGCGAAGACUAUAGAGGUCGACUCGGGAGCGCGCACGCAGCUCCGCCCCGCGUCCGGCCCGCGAAUCCCGCGGCGUCCGGCCCGGGUGGUCUGGGCCGCGGCGGGAAUGCCCCGGAGGGCGGAGAACUGGGACGAGGCCGAAGUAGGCGCGGAGGAGGCAGGCGCCGAAGAGUACGGCCCUGAAGAAGACGGCGGGGAGGAGUUGGGCGCCGAGGAGUCCGGCCCGGAAGAGUCCGGCCCGGAGGAACUGGGCGCCGAGGAGGAGAUGGAGGCCGGGCGGCCGCGGCCCGUGUUGCGCUCGGUGAACUCGCGCGAGCCCUCCCAGGUCAUCUUCUGCAAUCGCAGCCCGCGCGUGGUGCUGCCUGUAUGGCUCAACUUCGACGGCGAGCCGCAGCCCUACCCAACGCUGCCGCCUGGCACGGGCCGCCGCAUCCACAGCUACCGAGGUCACCUUUGGCUCUUCAGAGAUGCAGGGACACACGAUGGGCUUCUGGUUAACCAAACUGAAUUAUUUGUGCCAUCUCUCAAUGUUGACGGACAGCCUAUUUUUGCCAAUAUCACACUGCCAGUGUAUACUCUGAAAGAGCGAUGCCUCCAGGUUGUCCGGAGCCUAGUCAAGCCUGAGAAUUACAGGAGACUGGACAUCGUCAGGUCACUCUACGAAGAUCUGGAAGACCAUCCAAAUGUGCAGAAAGACCUGGAGCGGCUGACGCAGGAGCACAUUGCACAUCAACGGAUGGGAGAUUGAAGAUUUCUGUUGAAACUUACACUCUUUCAUCUCAGCUUUUGAUUGUACUGAUGAGUCUUGAUCUAGAUACAGGACUGGUUCCUUCCUCAGUUUCAGUGUCUCAUUCUCAGAGUAAAAUAGGCACCAUUGCUUAAAAGAAAGUUAACUGACAUACUAGGCAUUGCGGUGUUUAGGGGCAAACAUCACAAAAUGUAAUUUAAUGCCUGCCCAUUAGAGAAGUAUUUAUCAGGAGAAGGUGGUGGCAUUUUUGCUUCCUAGUAAGUCAGGACAGCUUGUAUGUAAGGAGGUUUGUAUAAGUAAUUCAGUGGCAAUUGCAGCAUAUCGUUUAAUUUUAAGAAGGCAUUGACAUCUGCUUUUAAUGGAUAUAUAAUACAUCCAUUCUACAUCCGUAGUGGUUUGUGACUUGUCUGCCUCCUGCUUUGGGAAGACUGAGGCAUCCUUGAGGCAGGGACAAGUCUUUCUCCUCUUUGAGACCCCAGUGCCUGCACAUCAUGAGCCUUCAGUCAGGGUUUGUCAGAGGAACAAACCAGGGGACGCUUUGUUAGAAAGUGCUUAGAGGUUCUGCCUCUAUUUUUAUUGGGGUGUGGGAGAGGGGACCUUAAAAUGUGUACAGUGAACAAAUGUCUUAAAGGGAAUCAUUUUUAUAGGAAGCACUUUUUAUAAUUUUCUAAGUUGUGCACUUUUCUCGGUCCACUCUUGUUGAAGUGCUGUUUUAUUACUGUUUCUAAACUAGGAUUGACUUUCUACAGUUGUGAUAAUAGCAUUUUUGUAACUUGACAUCUGCACAGAAAAUAGGAGAAAAUCUGCAUGUUUGAUUAUAGUAUUAAUGGGCAAAUAAGUUUUUGCUAAAUGUGAGUAUUUCUGUUCCCUUCUGUAAAUAUGUGACAUUCCUGAUUGAUUUGGGCUUUUUUGUUGUUGUUGUUUUGUUUUUUUGAGAUGGAGUCUCGCUCUUGUCACCGGGGCUGGAGUGCAGUGGCACCAUCUUGGCUCACUGCAACCUCUGCCUCCUGGGUUCACGCGAUUCUCCUGCCUUAGCCUCCUGAGUAGCUGGGAUUACAGGCGUCCGCCACCACGCUGGCUAAUUUUUGUACUUUUAGUAGAGACAGUGUUUCGCCAUGUUGGCCAGGCUAGUUUCAAACUCCUGACUUCAAGUGAUCUGCCCACCUCAGCCUCCCAAAAUGCUGGGAUUACAGGCGUGUGGGCCACCGCGCCUGGCUGAUUCAGCAUUUUUCAUCAGGCAGGACCAGGUGGCACUUCCACCUCCAAUCUCUGGUCCUACCAGUGGAUUCAUGGAGUAGCCUGGAAUGCUUCAUAGUUUUCUAAAUGUACAAAUUCUUAUAGGCUAGACUUAAAUUCAUUAACUCAAAUUCAAUACUUCUAUCAGACUCAAUUUUUUGUAACUAAUAGCUUUUUUUUCCCAUUUUUAUUCUACUCCUUCCCUAAUAGCUUUUUAAAAAAUCUCCCCAGUAGAGAAACAUUUGGAAAAGACAGAAAACUAAAAAGGAAGAAAAAAGAUCCCUAUUAGAUACACUUCUUAAAUACAACCACAUUAACGUUUUGAGCUAUUUCCUUUCAGCCUUUUUAGGGCAUAUUUUGGUUGGUUUUUGCACAGUUGAGAUUGUACUGUUUAUACAGUUUUAUACCCUACUUUUUCAUUUAACUUUAUAACUUAAAUAUUGCUCUAUGUUAUUAUAAGCUUUUCACAAACAUUAGUAUAGUCUUCCUUUUAUAAUUAAUGUUUGAGGGUAUUUCUUGGCAUGCAUCUUAAUUCCUUAUCCUAGCCUUUGGGCACAAUUCCUAUGCUCAAAAAUGAGAGUGAUGGCUGGCAUGGUGGCUCCUGCCUGUAAUCCCAGUACUUUGGGUAGCCAAGGUCAGAGGAUUGCUUGAGCCCAGAACUUCAAGAUGAGCCUGGGCUCAUAGUGAGAACCCAUCUAUACAAAAAAUUUUUAAAAAUUAGCAUGGCGGCACACAUCUGUAAUCCUAGCUACUUGGCAAGCUGAGGUGAGAAGAUCAUUGGAGUUUAGGAAUUGGAGGCUGCAGUGAGCCAUGAGUACGCCACUGCACUCCAGCCUGGGGGACAGAGCAAGACUCUGCCUCAAAAAAAAAAAAAAAAAAAAAAAUCAGGCUGGGCAUGGUGGCUCACGCCUGUAAUCCCAGCACUUUGGGAGGUCAAGGUGGGGCGAUCUCCUGAGGUCAGGAGUUCAAGACCAGCCUGGCCAACAUGGUGAAACCCUGUUUCUACUAAAAGUACAAGAAUUAGCCGGGUAUGGUGGCUCACGCCUGUAAUCCCAGCUACUCAGGAGGCUGAGGCAGGAGAAUCGCUUGAACCCAGGUGGCGAAGGUUGCAGUGAGCUGAUAUCACACCACUGCACUCCAGCCUGGGUGACAGAGCGAUACUUUUGUCUCAAAAAAAAAGAAAAAAUUCAAAUCAGAGUGAAGUGAAGGAGACACUCCACAGUUUUCCUUCUACUCCAAAUUUCAACUGAUUUUAGCUCCUUCUUUCAACAUUCAACAAAUAGUCCUUUUUUUUUUUUUUUUUUUUUUUUUUUUUUUGAGAUGGAGUCUCGCUGUGUUGCCCAGGCUGGAGUGCAGUGGUGUGAUCUCUGCUCACUACAAGCUCCGCCUCCCGAGUUCAAGUGAUUCUCCUGGCUCACCCUCCUGAGUAGCUGGGAUUACAGGCACCUGCCACCAUGCCUGGCUGAUUUUGUAUUUUUAGUGGAGACGGGGUUUCACCAUGUUGUCCAGGAUGGUCUUGAUCUCCUGACCUCAUGAUCCACCCACUGCAGCCUCCCAAAGUGCUGGGAUUACAGGUGUGAGCCACCACGUCCAGCCGGCUUUAUUUUUUUUUUAAGCUGUCUUUGUGUCAGAAUGAUAGUUCAUGUUCCUCUUGUUAAAACGUGCAGGCCGAGCAUGGUGGCUCAUGCCACCUCCCAGCAUUUUGGGAGGCCGAGGCGGAUGGAUCACCUGAGGUCAGGAGUUCAAGACCAGCCUGGCUAACAUGGUGAAACCUCAUCUCCACUUAAAAUACAAAAAUUGCCAGCCGCGGUGGCUCACGCCUGUAAUCCCAGCACUUUGGGAGGCCUAGGCGGGUGGUUCACGAGGUCAGGAAAUUGAGACCAUCCUGGCUAACAUGGGUGAAACCCCAUCUCUAUUUAAAAAUAGAAAAAAUUAGGCAGGCAUGGUGGUGAGCGCCUGUAGUCCCAGCUACUCGAGAGCCUGAGGCAGGAGAAUGGCAUGAACCCGGAAGGCGGAGCUUGCAGUGAGCUGAAAUGGUGCCAUUGCACUCUAGCUUGGGCGACAGAGUGAGACACCGUCUCAAAAAAAACCAAAAAACAAAAAUUAUCCAGGCAUGGCAGUGGGCGCCUGUAAUCCCAGCUACUCGGGAGGCUGAGGCAGGCGAAUCUCUUGAACCCGGGAGGCGGAGGUUGCAGUGAGCCAAGAUCACACCAUUGCACUCCAGCCUGGGCAACAAGAGUGAAAUUCCAUCUCAAAAAAAAAACCAAAAAACAAAAAAAACCAUGCAGUUUGAGUACUGUGUUUUUGGUGUUGUCCAAGCAAAAUUGAAAACCUGUAGCAUGAAUAAUGUUUGUUUUUCAUUUCGAGUCUUGUGAAUGUAUUAAAUAUAUCACUCUUAAGAGACUGUGAAGUUCCUAUUUUAAGUUUUUUUUUUUUUUUAAGCUGUUCUUUAAUACAUUAAAUGGUGCUGAGUAAAG
Molecule: messenger RNA, 4565 nt
Organism: Nomascus leucogenys (northern white-cheeked gibbon)
Lineage: Eukaryota; Metazoa; Chordata; Mammalia; Primates; Hylobatidae
Gene: VHL
Product: von Hippel-Lindau tumor suppressor
Source: RefSeq, a predicted model, not a curated record